Molecule: messenger RNA, 14609 nt
Organism: Xyrichtys novacula (pearly razorfish)
Lineage: Eukaryota; Metazoa; Chordata; Actinopteri; Labriformes; Labridae
Source: the annotation of a GenBank genome assembly
AUGAUGAGGAGAGCGUCAGCCAGACAGACAGAAGAGGGGUUUGAAAAAGAGGUGAGGAGGUGGGGGAGUACAGUGAUGCUGCUGGAGCGUCUCCCUCUUCCUCUCUGUCUCUUUACAGAAUCACACCAUCCCUCUCCUGGUCCUCGAAACACAGCUUGAGCUCCAACAAACUCCCUACGUCUCCUCCGUGAUUCUGCUCCCAGACGAGAGCCGGCGGGAUAGAUUUUAGCUGGAGGUGGAAGUUUAAAGGGGCAGAUGUUGCCGAUCAAAGCCCUCCGAUUGAAAGAGGAAAACAGCAAAAGAAAAAGAGGAGAGGGCUUGCUCUGCUGCGAGUGCAUCAGCUGAGCGGCAGCACUGCGCGGCUGCUGCAGAGUGAGUGUCUGUGCUGACUCCUGCAGGAGGAGGGGAGGUUUAGGCCCGGACUCAGCGAGGUGCUGGGUCCUAAAGCCUGCAAAUACGCUCCUAAAAAGUUGCUCAAAAUGGACCUGACUGUCACGAUUCCCAUGAAUGUCUACGCUUUUUGGCAGUACGCAGGAAUCAAGGGUUGUUUUGGGAUUGAUCAGAACUGCUCUAGGGUUUGUUUGGGAGAAAUUUAAGUCCUCAUAAGACAAAUAAACAAAGAAAAACUUCAAUUUUCUUCCCCAUAUGAGCUUUAAGAUGAGGCUUCCUUGAUAACAAAGUUGGGAGAAUGACGAUGAACUUUGGACUCUAAUUGGAUUACAGUGGACAAACAUAACAGCCUUUUGUCUAAAGGAAAUAAAACCAAUACAGCCAGAUAGCAUGCAGUCUGGGGUUUGCACGUCAAAGAUCAGGCUUCCUUCCUCCAAGCAAAGCAUUAUCAAGAAAGCUGAUGUCCUCCUGAAAAGAGGGGGAAAAGAGGAACCAAGGGGCAUGAAAGAAAGGAGGGGAGAACCUUUAGAGUUGAGGAUUUGCUGAUGAAAAUUGGGGUCAAUUCUUUGAAUGUCUUUUCAGAGAGACACAGAGACUGGAGGGUUUAAUCAGCGGGUCUCUUUGUGUUGAAAAACCUUAACCUGAACUCACAGGCAUGGAUGCAGUCUUGACGAUGUCAUGCUUUGGUUUCUGAAGAGAUGUUUUGAAGCCCGAUGAUAGUUUUGGUAACGACGCCUCAACCUUGCUUUUGAUUAGCCGUGAAAAAAGCAAAGCUGUGGAGCGGUGUUGCAAAAUCGUAUUGCGCUUGAUAUGUACAGUCAGGCACGUCAAAAUUCACCUCUGAAUAUUUUCAUAAUUUCGCAUUGUAUAUUUGCCGGUGUGUCAGGACCUUUAGGGGCACAUGUGCUCCUUCUGAAAAAAGUUAGUGUCAAGCCCUGCACUUGCCUUAAAUAAGCUAACUUCAAGCUAGCAUCUUUUUUUGGUUGGAUUUUCAUAAUCGGUGCGUAUCUGAUGCCACAUCGAAAAACACACUUCGGCUGUAUUUCUUCUCUAAAACACCUUGUACCAAAUUCUACAGUUCUGAGUUAUUAUUCCCUUCUGCAGUAAAAGAGGUGAGAGUGAUGUAUCCCAAAUUCUGCAGUGCAGUCUGUCAGAUAGCUGUCAAAUUCAGCUUCUUCCUCGUGCCAAAAGCUUGAAAGCUGUGAGAAAAACAACCCAUCCAGCCUCCAAAUUUAAAAACAAAAACCACCAGCAGUAGGCAAUUUCUGAACCAGAGUGGGGAAAAGGGGGGGUGAGCCAGUUCAACUCAAUCUGUUUCAUUGUUAGUGAACACAAAAGGCCCAGGUGAUGCACGAUAAUGCAGCUCACACUGGAAGCAGGAGCCAGCAGAUUGCAUUAGCGCCCGGCCUGAUGCUGUGGCCCAUCACAUAGCGAGGAUUAACUCUCCUUUAUCAGCUUUUAUCAGCUAACUGCAUGCCUGGGACUUUUUUUUUUUGACUCACUCCUCUAUUUCUGUGUUGUCAUCUUUUUGCAAUAGGAGCGAGCGCUGCAGGGUUUCAGUGGAAAAGCUCAGUUUCCUUCCACAGAUGCUGGAAAAGUAUGCAUUUUAGAGUCUGCAACAGAAGAAACCGAGCCUCAGGACACGGAGAGAGACAUCACUUCACCCCAAACAAAUUAUUCAUUACUCAAGCUUUGGAAAACAAACAUGGGCCAGGACACAAACUAUAUAUUCUUCCUGAGAUUCAGUUUUUUAUGCAAAGUACAGCAGACAUGGGAGAGUUGAACACAGUUGAGGGAUUUCAGAGCCACAAAAUAAACCUCUGCAGUGUCUUUGCACCCUUUUAUGUAAAUGACAAAGGCAGAAGUAAAAAGGGGGUGCUGUAUUUAAAAAAAAGGAAGAGGGGGGCUUAUCUCUCACAGAGGAAAAAAAUAUAUAAAGAGGAGACAGCCAGCAGACAGCCAAAAAUAAUCAAAGAGCUGCCUCUUUACAGCAAUGGGAACAAUGGGGAAAAGAGGCGGAACCAGCGGCUUAACAAAACGCUGUCUGCUGCUGUGAGAGAGAGAGAGCACAGAGCUGUUCCAGAAACAGAGGUGACACUCUCAGAGCGUUACAGACACGCUGCCUGCAUCUCAAAGUGUCCGCAGGUCCAGGAGGGACGAACCAAUGUCACGAGGACAGAGGUAAGGAUGAGCAUGUCUUUCUUAUUCCUGGUGCAUGUAUUUAUCAAGACUUGACAGAGAUAGCUCGUAAAUCGCUGAAUCAUGGCUGAAACUGCCUCGUCAGGAGUCCUCAAGGUAAAGAUAUCUGAAGUACGUCACAAGAAGAAGAGCACUUUAUUUCUCUUAUUAGAAAUCAACCUGUUUAAUAAGGUUGUUUUUCUUUAUAUGGAGUCAUUAUUAAUCAAUUAUUUUAGAUUGAAAAGUGAGGAUGUGACUUAAGGCCAAAGAACAAGCAGUUUUCUGACACUGUUAAAGCUCCUGUGUGGUCAUGAAACAGACUCAAAUCAACACCGAUCUCUCUGAAUGACAGCAAACCAGACCAUCAACAGGGGAGAGACUGGAUCUGGUUGAUUAUUUUUAAUGUCUGAAAUGAUUGACAGAGGGAAGUGUCAAAAUUAAGGGAGCUUUUUACAGCUUUUUCAGUGGCACAGGCUCUUAACAAGCGAUAAAUCUAACUGUAGAAAGACAGCAGGUUUAGAUUUUGGUCACGAAAUACCAACUACACAUGUACAGGACAAAGUCGGCAAAGAUCACCUCAUCAUCCUCAGGGGGCAUCAAAAUUCACACAAAGCAAAAGUUCCUCACGGGAAAUCCAUGUAACAACCUGACCAGAAGAACGUGAAACCAGAGGAGAGAUAAUACUGACAUUAACCUGCAAGAAGGACCAAUAGCUGGUGGUGCUCACUCUGCCAAUGUUAGCGACACUCACUGGACUAAUUCUCUAAACUCUAUUGCUUUCAGUCCUGGAGACUAAAGUGGGUAAAUAGCACCAUCUGCUGGAAAAUAGUAAAACCUACAAAUUUGAAGCCUGGCCUGCAAGUUGAAUACGUGUUGUAGACACUGUAUGACUUUAUGCUGCAGGGACUGUACGAUCAAAAGUCACUGUUGAGGGAAGUUUAAAUGUGACCACUUCAAGCCAAAUGAGUCAAUUGUGAUUGUUUGGACAAAACAGACCACUGUAGACCUCUGUAUAGUGCUGUACAGUGUAAAGAUGGGUUUAAAUUCCAACAUUUUGAGAGAAAAAAAAAGUGUGACUUUUGCCAAAUUAGAUGCCAUGUGGCUUCUCUAUGGGAAAACAAUACAGAAAAUGAGAGCGAACACAUCUCCAAAAGGGAACAAAGGAAUGAGUUAAGCUAAAAAAUAUAUACAAGUUCAAAGAGUUGCAUGAUUAGUUAUGUUUCUGAUAACAUUUAUGUCAAUCCUUAAAUAGUUCAUGCUCAAAUAUACAGCAUAGCUUUUAAAAGUCAAAUUUGUAUAUUUCAAUAGCUUAACUGAAACUUUUUCUGCAAUUAUGGUGAUCAGGAAAUGUCUGUCAGGAGCUACUGUUCCGGUUUUAGGAUCUUACUUUGUACAUUGAUCAAUAUUGAAGAAACAGGAUGACUUACAUUUCACUGUUUCAUCCUGCACUUGGUAUAUUAACUGUUCAUUCAUUCACUCAGUCAUAGUAAGAUGAACUUGUAUUUAAGAGUUAUUUUUGCCUAAACUGGCUGUACAUGUUAUCCAAUUAUGUUGGGCCUGUCCUCUAGGCAUGUUAAUGAUAUUCAGCCUGAUCUCUUGCUGGAAAAUAGGUCAUCCAUGGAAAGAAGGGGGGUUACUCCUGUUCGUUACUAUAAUCCACCUCAACGUGCAUCAAACCAGAGUCACUAAUUCACACAAACGACCCUAAUUUUGACUGUACUUGCAUAAAACAGACGAGUAUUAAAUCUUUAUGACUAGAUAUAAAAGCUUUAUCUGUAAUCUGGUGCCAUCUAGUGAGUUCAAAGCCAGGAAACAACUGACCAAAGACAUCCCUCUGCCUCCUAUCACAGAAUAAUAUAUCAGUCAUUUAUGAACAAUAGAAGCAGCUGUUUAUCUAAAAAUGUGAAAUUAUAGUUAUGUUUUGCUUAUAUAUCCAUUAAGUAGUAUCCUAAAACCUAGCUUGGGUGUGGCUGCCGUUUGACAUGACAUUUUCUUUCGACAGAUUAACAAAAUUGGAUGAAACAAUCAGCAACAGAUGAUCUGGAUUUGUGAUUAAUUCAUUUAAACGAGAAUAAAUUGGCCUUGUUAUCCCAUUAGGAGUGAAUAUCCGGAUCCCCGUCGCUUCAGUUAUUAACACCAGAGGAUCAAUGAAGGAGCAGUGAUAGUGCUGACUAAGAUUAUUGGUCGCUUUUUAACGUAAAUGUAACAUAGGAGUAUAACUAUUGUGAAAAUUAAGCUUUUACUGGUGGAUAUUUGGGUCUGUCAGCUGUCACUGGGACACUCCCUGACCAGCUACUAGCAUAAGUAGCCGUUAGCUUCGGUUGCUAGCACACAAUCAAAAGGCUUUUAAUGAGUUAGUUUUUAAGAGACACACGCUAAUUUAUAUUCACAUAGUUGUGUUUUUGUCUUAUAUGUACAUAUCAUUUCCUACAUUGGACAAAUUCGCUCUUAAUCUUACCUGUUUGUGUGCUAAAAUCCGGCUAACCGCUCAGCUUCGUACCAACAGGCUACAUCCAUCCAUGGAGGUCUGAGCGGACUUAUCCGCUUUGAGGUGUCCGAGCUGCUGCCUGACUCGGCCCGCCUCAGAAACACAGAGGGUCCCGGUGAUAUCUUUGGCUUUGUAUCAGGUUAGAAAAACUGUAUUUUGUACUCAUUUAUAACUGAAUAAAAGCUUAAAGUGACAAACUGAUGGUUCACUGUCCUAAUCAUAAAAUCAUGAAGGUUAAUCAUUCACAAAAUGGCCUUUUUUGCGCCAGAAUAAUAAGCAGGGUGAAUUGACAUUGGGCUAUUUACACACCCUAAAGAGUUGCAGCCUUUUCUACCUCUUGUAAGCAAAUUUUCACAGCGAAUAAGACACUUGAACACAGAAUUUUUAAACAGAAAACAUAGUCCGCGCUUGUUUGGGACAAGAUCAAAUGAGAUUAAUAGGGUCAUUUUGUCCACAGAGGGUGCCAAACUCAACCCAAAGAAGAAGUUCCUCACAGGAGCUUCACAUAAGUUUAUUAUAAGGUGUACUCUUUGCUUUACUCUUUAUGAAACAGAGCCAUUUAUAAGGCUAUAAAAACAAGGACCUCUCAGCCUCAUAGCUUGUGGGGAUCAGUCUAAAACCCAGACAAAUCCCAGAAGGAGAACUUGAAUAUUAGACAAACUUGCAAACAUCCGAUUUAGUUCUCAGCAGGAUCUUUUUUUUUUUUUUACCACACGGCAAAGCUUCCUGGAAUUAAAAAGGAGCUUAAGAUGUGGGUUUAUUUUUAGAUGGAAGGUGAGGUACAAAUAAACAAACACGUGUAUCAAAGCUCUGUCAAAAGCAGUGCUGUUUCAUAUCUGCAGCACCAGAUCCAGAGAUGAGCCAACCCAAUAUUUAACAAUUAAAAAAUGUAAAGCCUAUUGCGCAAAACUUUAGAAUAACUUUGAAAACUGUUUAAUCAUAGAAAGAUGUUUGUUGUAUAUGGCUUAUAUAUGUAAACAUUCACAGAUACACUUAAUCAUACAGAGAAUUCGUGCAUUGGAAUAACAAGGAAAAAAGCUCAGAAUUCAGAAAAACUCAAAAUAAGUUACUUAAAAAUAAAAUAACAAAAAAAGCUUAAAAGAAAACCACAAGAUGAGAUGAUUACUAGGACUUUUUAUUAGUUCAUCAAUUGAAAAUCUAAAUAUAAGCUUGCAUAUGUUUUAUGCGAAAGAUUUGGAAAGUUAGUGGAAGAAAUUUUUCACAAAAGCAGUUUUAAUAAAAUCACACGUCUAUAUGUUCUGAUUAUUAUGAUUAAGUCUUGAAAUACACAUAAAUCUGGAAUGAUUACUUGACAUUUGGAGUAUGGGUAAAUCUAUGGAGACAAAAACAACCAGCCAUUAAAUUAUGACCACUGACAGUUCAAGUAGAUAACAGAUAAUCUCUUUGUAAUGGCAGCUGACGCUUAGUGAGGGGAUAUGUAAGGAAGGAUGAAGAGGAUGUAAGUGACUUUGAUGGGAGCCUAAAGAUGCAUUACAGUUCAUCGUGUAAAGGGUUGUGGAGCUGCAGACUGCUCAGAGAGCUGAUACUGACCCCUGGAGGUGCCUUUAGUCAGUCUGGACACAGAUGUUGACUUUUUUCACUUUUCUGUGUACCUGACAGGAGUUUAUGUGUUGGGCGUGCUCCUGUUUUAGCUGUUUGGUCUGGAGCAACAUGACUAUGAGAUCCAGGUGUAAACUUUGCCUCCAGAUUCUCCAGUCAGGUACCACAGAAGACCUUCACAGGUCGAGUGGAGACUCAUAAUGCUAUGGCUGUAAAAGUCUUAAUGAAGGUCACUAAAUUAUUGGAGCAUAUUUGGUCCGUUUGAUUUAUUCUCUCGAGUCAAAUCAAAAUAAUUUACAAAAUUAAAUAAUCAAAAAGGGGUUUUAAAUCAAAAACAGGAUGAGCAACGACAGAGUAAGGUUUUCACAUCUGUGUUUGUUACAGGAGAAGACAUGCCCGGACGUUUGCUGCACGUAUUUUGAGUAAACACACUUGGAUGUUACUGAACCUGUUCAGAGUGUUUUUCGCUUUAACUGGAAUGCAUGCUGGGGAAACAGAAGCAUUAAAGUUGGCUGAAUGGACGGUACUGUUGCCCUGAAAUGCUGCACAGUCUUAGCGUGUCUCAGCUCAACAUCACUCAGUUGUUUUUUCUGUCUCUGUGUAAAUCCAGCCUGUACUCUAUCAGAGUAAAGUUUGUGACUUUGGCGAUAAACUCAGGGACAGGAAACUCUCUGAUCUUCUCGUAGCCCAUGCACUCGUACAGCUUGUGAGCAUCAGUCUGCACAACAGAGGUGUACAGGAUCACUGCUGCAUAACCUCUGUCGCGAGUAAAAUCGGCGACCGUCCGACACAGAGCUUUACCGAUGCCCAUCCUGCGGUGACUGCGGCGUACAGAUGCGCGUUUCAACUCUAAACAUCCAGGUGUAUUCUCAUUAGGGAGGCAGGCCAUUGUACCGACCACACGUCCGUCACACUCCGCCACCCAAAAACAUGAGUCCUUCUCCUUUAGGUAGGUCUCAGUGAUGUUGUUGAGGUCCUUCUUGAGGGAGGUAUCGAUGUAUUUGUUGAACAUGUAGACGACAGACUGGCGGGCAGCAGCCAGGAGGAGGGUGACGGCGAGGACAGGCAGCAGGAAGGAUUUGGAGCUGGCCAUGAGAGAGCAGAACGUGCACAUGAGCACCAUCUGGGUCGGUGGCUGUUUGAGGAGGUGCAUGAAGGACGAAGGCACGUGCUCGCUCAUCCCCAGGGUGAAGACCUCUUUCACGGCCUCAGCGUCUUCGUCUUUAUACUUUCGGAUCUGGAUGUUGGCCAUGGCUCAGCUCUGCUUUAUCGAACCAAAACAUUAGAGGAGGCAAAACACGACAAAUUACAAAUACAAAUUUAAUUCUUUUGAAAUGGAACUUAAAAGGGAUAUUCUGGUGUAAAAUUAAUUUAAGGUCAAACACCCCGUAACACAGAGUUAGACACCCCCUCAAGAGCAUUAUUUGUGGCUAUAGAGUGGCGUUUUGGUUGAGGUUUGUUUAUGGCUCCUCAGACUGCUGUGUAUUGCUAUCCUGCGGUCGUUACUAAAGUUGGUAUAACUAGAGAAGCAAGCGGUCUGCAAUAUUCAUCUCUAGAGGUGGUUAUGGUGUGUUUGACCCUAAAUUAAUUUCACACUGGAAUAUGCCUUUAAAGAAGUAAAUUUAGCAAAUCAUCACCAUAUGACAGCCUACAGUACUUCUCUAUCAUUAACAAUCAAAUAAGGUUUUUCUAUACAGGCUAUGCAGUGAUGUUGCAUCAAUAUACACACACAGAAGGCUUGGAAAAGCUGUGUGAUGAUGAUGCCAAAAUAAAUAAACAUUAAACAAGCUGAUAUCUAGUUAAAUGAUGUUCAUUAUGUCUUCAGUUUCUUAGACAUAGUUACUUUUUUCCUUUAUCUCAGACAUGUUAUCUUUUUCACGUACCUCCAUGUCGAGGUACGUGAAAAAGAUAACAUGUCUGAGAUAAAGGAAAAAAGUAACUAUUUCUAAGCUAACUGUUACCCAAUAAUAUUGCACAAUCAAUCAAUAAAUCAGGUGGACUCUCCUCCCAAUAUCUCUAAAGUUAGGAGCGUUAUUUGUAAAACCAUUGAGGUGGUUUUUCUUCAAAAUAAUUACUUUUCAAAUUUUGAGGUUGAUGGUGCAUCUAUUUGUAAAACCUGGGACACAAAUUUGAGAUCUGGUUACUGUUGUAAAAGUAUCACAGAGCCACAUACCAUUACAAAGCAUAUCUGAGAAGUGCUCACAUUUUCAUAAUCCAAUUUGUAAUGAUUUAUAGACCACUUUCACUUUCCUAUAAUUCAUAGGAAUACUCUGCACAUUAAGAUAAACUAUGUCUGCUUACUCUGAUAAACACAUUACAAGCUUCUACACUUAAAGAACUGCAAUUUGAGACUGUGUUGGGCAAUCAUCAGCGAGCUACAAACAGAAACCAAUUUGGAACCUGAGACAGCCAAUAGCAGAAGGAAGAAUUUCCAAACAUGGGUUAGUUUUUUAACAUUAAACUACUUUUCUAAACAAUAUUUAAACGGAUAACUCAAGUGGUCCAUCCCGAUGUCCUAAACUUUGGUCAGCUUGCCUUGAUGCCAAUUUAUGGUGUAAAAAUUGACCAUUUGGGAUGGAUUUACAGAGUUGCAGUUGCCAAAAAUCUGGUGAAAACAUUCAUGUGUGACCACUCUUAUGUGCUCCUGAUUAAAGCCACUUAUUACACAGAGGAAUAAAAAGCUGUAAAAGUUUUGUUUCACUUAAAAUACUGAUAUUUUGUUGUUUCUUUAUGUGGUGCUGAUUUUAUUUUGACCUACACCUUGUUCCUCCAAAGUCAUUCCAGAUCUGUUUUACCAACUGAAAACUGACUAACUCACUCUUGUUUGUUUGUCCACAAGUUCAUCAAUAACAAACAAGACCUUCCUGAAACUUUCCGAAACUUUUUUUACCUUUUCCUCCAACCUUCACUCGUACUCGGCCAUCUUCAGUUACCUUCCUGUCGAACUUCUAGUCAUCAGUCUAACAUUACUUUUAGAGGGCCGUAACUAUAGAAUAAUCUGGAUGCAUCUCUCCUCAACUCCUUUAAACUAUCAUUAAAAUCUCAUCUAAUCAUGUCUUAAAUACAUCAUUAUUUGUUAUGAUCAUGUUUCUUUCCUUUUUGUGAAUACUUUUAUUGUCUUUAUCACUGUUUGAUGAUUAGUCUGUGUUCCAUUUAUGGCAAUUCGUAUCUGUUUGACCUUUCCCUAAGCAUUAUGUAUUUGUAACCUAUGUCCUAGUUACUUUGUCGUCUGCACCUUAUGCCUUCUCUGACCAUCUUAUAUCUUAUAUAGGGUGGGUGUGUGUCUUUGUGGGUGGGAGGGUUAGGUUUUAUUGUUGUUAAUUGUUGUUUUUAGCCUCUGUGAGGCACUUUGACCUGCAUUUCUUGUCUGAAAAGUGCCAUAAAAAUAAAGUUGCAGACAUACCCUGUCCACUCCUGCCUCUGUUAGAGAUAUCUACCAAUUAACCCUUCUUUUUUAACAUCGUGAAAGCGUCAACAUCAGCUUCAAACAUCCAAUUCAGUUUUGUUUCACUUAAAAUACUUAUAUUUUGUUGUUGCUUUAUAUUUUGUCCUAUACCUUGUUCCUCCAAGGUCAUUCCAGAUCUCUUUUACGAACUGAAAACUGUGCAAACAUUUUAAAUCAAUAUAAACUGAUUUUUUCCCCAAAAAUGACUCAUUUAAGCUUUUUUAUUGUCUCGCUUUCAUGGUGUAGGGCAUAAAAAUUUCAUUCCUGGAUCCUAGAAAAGUCCAGGAUGCAUUAAAGUUUGUUUUUUCUUUUCUUGGUAUAAUACAAUUCAUUAUUAUUUAUAGGCCUCCUCCUUUAUCUGUUUACCUAAUCCUCUAGCUCUUAAAUUAUAUAUUCACUUCUUCAACCACUCAUUGUUUAAUAAAAUGUUCUGCACGUUAAAAUAUUAAUAAACAAAGUUAAACAAAGUCCUGCAGCCCGUAAACACACCAUGAACAGUCGAUAUCAGCUUCACAUGAUUCCCCUGACCCUUAAACGCCACAUAAUAAUCAAUUUAAGCGGUCUAGAGGUUAUUUAGAGGAUGCCAACUCUUCAAACGAUUGAUAAACGCCAGCAUUUAAUAGUUUGACACUAAAAAAACGAGUAUUUUGCAUUGUUUUAAGUGGAAAAAGGUGUUACAGAGUUAACUCCACACUAGCUAUUAGCAAGUUAGCAUUAACGCUAUUAGGACAUCAACUUUGGGUUAUUUAGGAAAUUAUCCAGCAUGAAAAUUAAAGGCUAAAUAUUGGGAAAUACUUACAUGUUUUAUCUUGGUGGAAAACAGCAGGUUUCGAUUCACUCAGAGCUGCAAAGUUGUCUGGAGUCAAAAUCGUCUCAUUAUUUCACUUUCAUGCUAGGUUACUUCACCAACAGGAUGCUGCGUCCACGGACCACCCGUAAAACAGGAAAGUAGAUAUUCUUCGAUUCUUUGACGAGAUUUUCGUUACAUUACAUUCAUUCGUUUUGAUAUUAACAUUCUGAGCACUAUCACGUAUUCUACAUAUAAAUUCAGACGUAAAAAAUAAAAUCAGUGCGCUGUCCUUGCAGAGCUGCUCGUUGUUUGGUAAAGAUGGAUUUAUUUACGAGUCGACCUUGAAGGAAUACAACUGUGCGUCACCUGUCUUGAUUCUGAUUGGUUGAGACUUGCAGACUGGUAGAGACAGUAACACAGUCCCAACUUGAGCCUUGAGGACAGUUACACAAAAUAUAUUUGAUCAUUUUUCAUUGCUUUUAUUUGACAAUGGCAGUUGAUUUGUUGUAUUUGACACCAGAAAUAUCGAUUAUAUAGUCUGUUUAUGGAGAUUUCUGUUUAUGAAGGCCAAAGGAAGCUUGUUUCUCCACAUUUCUCUCCUUUAUGUGGAAGCCCUAAGUAGACAUAAAUCCCAUUUAUUCAACUCAGUAAUAAAGUUUUAAAAAAUGGAUGGACGGAUAAUACAUGGACCUUUAUGAUAUUUUAAUAAUCUCUGAAAUGUACCAACGGGUGUUUACGUGAAGAGAUAUAUCACAAUUUUUUUCAAUACCUCGUAGACAGUUGAAAAAUGAUGCUUAACCUUUGAAGUUUAUCGUUGGGAAAUGCAAAUGUCCAUGAGUGAGGGAUAAUUCAACUUGCCUUUGGUGUUUUGGUUUUACAUUUUUAAAUUAAAAUAUCAUUGAGUCACUGACAGAAACUGUCAGGGCUGAAGAACUGUAACAACAACAGCUUAUUUCAAUUUACACGACAGCAUCACGAGCAACAAGAAAUAUACAAAGUAUGUCACUUUGUAUGAAGACUGAAAAAAUAAUUUAUUGUCUCCAUAAAAACAAAUUUGACUAGAGUUCACACAUCAAAUGAUUGUACAGAUUUUCCCUUUUUUUGCAGUGAAUAAACUACAUUGAUAGUCAAAAGAUAUAAAAGCAUUAUUUCCCUUUAAACAUUUGGUUUUGUUUGUACAAAACAUUCACCUUAGAUUCACUUUCCUGCCCCCUGAGUAAGCAGAAAUGAAAGCAGCUUGUUUUAUUUCCAGUUUUUUGUUUUUGUUCUUGAAUGUUCCUCCUUUCCUUCCUCCUAGCCCAGGUUGAUCUCUCCUGCAAACAUGGUGAUCAGCAGGAUGAUGGUGAACCCAGUGAGCAGCCCUGCAUUCUGGAUCAGGAAGAAGAUGAUCUUGGUGGACGUACCCUUCUGUUCCCGCGCUAUACUGUCCAUCUCUGGAAACUGAGAACGAAAACAACGACAAUCAGAUCUCUGUCUCUAACAUCUCUUUUACAGACAAAGACAUACAGUGGCCUCAUUGUGUAGCAGUGAAAACAAGGGCGAUGUGUUGUGACAUAUAGAAAGAGUGUGAUACUGUCAGUUUGUGGACACAUGUACAUUUUCAGGCCUCUAAAGUAACUCUGCAUGAAAUCCUUCAAAAACAAAUGAUUGUACGAACAAGUUUUUCCUGUGCAUAAAAAAUUUGGGACUGUAUUGAAAGCAAUGAAUGUCUCUGUUGUGGAAAUCACUGCAUAGGCUCAGAAUCAAUUCCAAAACACUUUAUGGUGUUGCAUCCACAAAUGGAGGUUAAACUGCCCCAUGCAAAGAGGAAACAAUAUAUAAACAUGAUGCAGAAAUGCUGGCACCUUUUCCAGACUGAUAGAGAAGCAUAAGUGAACAUGGGAUAGGCUCGCUUAUACACCUGUUAGGGCUCCAUUAAUGCCCAACUGCAUAUACAAGUUUUAGAGAAACAUUUGCUGACAUCCAGAUGAUGCCUUUUUUAGGGAUAAACUAGAAUAUUUUAGCAAGAUAAUGUCAAACCACAUCCUGCCACAGAGGAAGAUUCUGAUUAAAACUUUUUGAUGCAUUAUGAAAAUGAAGACACAGCAAAAGAGACCCAACACUAUCAAACAGCUGAAGCAAGAAUGGGAAAACACAAAACUUCAAAACUCUCAAAAAGUUCACAGUGUUAUUAAAACUUGAGAUAAUGAAACGUAAGACACAUCAUAAGAGACCAAACACUAUCAAACAGCUGAAGCAAGAAUGGGAAAAUACAAAACUUCUCAACAACAUUGCACUCUAUUCGUUCUUUACUUAUAUCACAACCAUUCAGUCAUUUUUUUCUCCAGAAAUUAAACAUGCCAACCCAACCAAAUUCCUCCAAUAACACCAUAUCAUCCCCUCUUGAAUCUAUCCUGUAGGUCCAUAGAGAUGGCAGCAUAAUGUACCAUAAUGCACCAUGCUGAAAAAAAUCACUAUACAGAAGCUACUCACUCUCCAGACUCCAUUUCAGUCCAACUUUUUUUUGCCAAAAACACAUUUUUUCCCGUUACAGCAAUCAUGUUUACAAGGUGUUGAGUUUAAGGCCACUCGGUUGAUCUGAGACUUCUGUUUGUGCCGAUUUUGAUGCUGUUAUAAUGUAGGCAAGUGCAGUCCAGAUUAAAACAGUAAUGCUUUGGUGCAUAAAGUAAAACAAGGAGCUGAAAGAUAAUUAAUCACAGUGUUGACUGAUAAGUUUCUAAAGGGUUUGUAUCACAAGAAUUUGCCAACAUCCAUGCACUGUUUGCAUUUUAUCCCAUCAAAAUAAAACAAACGUUACUAUUGCAACUCUAAAAAUUGUAAGCUAGAGGGGUCUGAUGUGCUGAGGGGGAACAAAGUGCAGCGAUGAGAAUGCGAGGAGUGUCCUCGGGUGUAACCUGACUCACCAUGUCUGCCAGUGCAAUGUACAGGAACAUUCCUCCUGCGAUGGCAAAGAUUGCGUUGGGGGCAAAGUUGCUUCCCAGGAGGAUGCCAAACACGAGACCGACGUAACAUGAGACGGCCGACAGUAGGUUGAAGAAAAUGGCCUGAGGGACGCUCAUACCGGCAUUCAGCAGGAUGACAAAGUCACCUGUGGAGAAAACAAACGCACAACAAGGUAACUAUUAGAAACUACAGAUUAAAGAGUGAAUUUAAAGCUGUUCGGUCAAAUAGUUUAGAUCUCGCUAAAAAAAACUAAAUAUAUUUAUGAAGGAAAAACAUCACCAGUCCUGAGAUACUGCUCUGCACAUGUUUUGGUGUAAUACUGCAGUCUGCCAGUAGAGGUCAAUAAAGAUCACAGAUUUCUGACGGCCCUUUGAGUUUGACUGAAAACAUAACUCCUCUUUUAAACCCCUCAUCCUGAUUUUUUCUCACUAAUUUACUCUUUUUAAGUUAUAAAACUCUUGUGAAUUUCAUUAAACAUGGUAAAAUCCUCACCCAGCUCAUGAGGAAACUCCUCACACACGAUGGCGGUGGACGUACUGAACCCCGUCAGUAUGGACACGGUGAACGAGGCGCCGAUAGCCAGGCCAUCGAUGAAAUUGUGGAGCGCGUCGCUCAGAGUGAUCAUCCACGCCACAGUCUUGAUGCUGGAGAUGCGUUUUCCACGGAGCCAGUGACACAUCACAUCAGACACCUGGACCUCCUGGUUAAAGACACACAGGGGGAGACAUGCUACUGUUUGAUUUUAGCAAAGAUGAGUCAUGUGUAAACACGGGCAUGUGUGGAUUUAGAGUCAAAAAGAUAGGAAGCAAUGACAA